UUGAGCAAUUGAACUGUACCAAUGUAAAUGUUAACUUUUAACCAUUUAUGGUAUUUAUUUAUUAUUUUAACCAUUAUAAUUAAAAUAGUUAUUGAUUUAAUUUUAUUUUCAAUUAAACAGUAAACUCUUUUAAAGACUGAUUUUGAUCUACUACUAAUACCGAAUACCCUACACCUGUUACAACCAUUAGGAUGUGAAUGAAAUUUUAGUACUCAAAAUACAUUGCAUCUGAAGGAAACAAUUUAUACAAGAAAGUAAUUUGUCCAUAAUAAUUGAUCCAAAAGGAUAUGAUAAUCAAGAGCAGAAGCCGAGCCAGUUCAGGAAAGGUUAUUAAUGUCUCACUACUAACAAUAAGUUUUUAUAUUAUAAUGAUAACAGUUGAAAUAUGACGGGAUAUGGAGUCUCACAGCUAUUUUACGCAUCUCUCAACAGAGUUGCUUAUAAAAAUCUUCCAUUUUUUGGAUAUAUCUGACUUAUGCAAAUUAAAACAAACUUGUAAGCGAUUUAACGAAGUAAUACUUUCUUGGGAUUAUGUAUUACUAAAGAACAUAUACCCACUUGUAACAAAUCAACAAAGCAAUAUUUUUUUGUCAAGAUGUCAGCAACAUUUAUCUGUUUUUGAAAAAAUUAGAAUUAGUAAAAAUUGGAAAAUUGGACGAUACAAAGAAAAAGAUUUAUUAUUUGUUAAAAGAAGGUACAUGCCCUGGCUUUACUUAACUGAUAAAUCUGUGUGGAUAAGUAGAGGAAGAAAUAUUUAUUGUUACGAACGAUUCAGAGUCAAUGUCUCUAGAACAAAAGUCAUCUUCCAAGGCAGAAGUAUUGCCGAUGUUGGACAUUUUCAAAUAAAAAAUAAUUUUAUUGUGACUGGACAAAGGGAUGGCAGCAUGUGGCUCACUUCUCUGCAAGACAGAAAAGUAAUUUUCGAUGAGAAAGAGUGCCAUGAAUCUGAUAUAAAUUCCGUUGAUAUUUCUCUUAGUGGGGAUAUUAUUGUGUCUGGUUCUCGAGACAACAGGUUUAAAGUUUGGAGGGUGGAUUAUGACACGGACACAGGUGCCUUAAAAAAAUCACAUGAUCAAGUUUUUUAUGAUAGAGUAUUACGAGUUUCUUUAUCAGAUGACCAACCCUUAUUAGCAGUUGGCACAUCCGGAAAUAAUUACAGAGCUACUUUAUUUGUCUACGAUCUAGAAAGAAUUUUGGAUCCAGUAGAACUUUCCGCCUCUCGCUUCGGUUCUGGUGUGUUAGAUUUGAAAUGGGAUACCCCGCAUACUAUAUGGUCAUGUGGAUAUGACACCUGUUUAAGGAGAUGGGACCUUCGAACAGGUAAAUCAGAACAAAACUUUUAUGAUCCACAUGCCUCCGUAGUAUACUGUUUGGAAUAUGAUUAUUAUAAUACCAUAAUGACGGGUACUCAAUCUUACGGACGAGUUAUUUUAUGGGACAUCCGGCAACCACGUAGUGUUCAAUUGUAUUUUAUGGGUUGUUGCAAAGGUAAUGGUACUAAAAAUUCUCCGAUUUAUAGUUUGUCAUUCGACUCAGAGUGCCUCUUUACUGCUACCGACCGAAACUUAAAUGUUCUUGAUUUUUCUGUGUAUAAUGGGGUUGUAGAGGACUAUUCAUUUUGUUGUACUUAUUAAGACAGUAUAUUUAUUUCUCAUAAAUUGUAAAUAGUUUACUAAUUAAUCAUUAAUAUUCGUGUGAAAUACGAAUACCUAAUGUUUUUUUAAACAAUAAUUAUGAAUUAAAUUUUGUAAAUAAAUAUUUUAGAAGAAA
This is a messenger RNA of Anoplophora glabripennis (Asian longhorned beetle), 1770 nucleotides long. RefSeq names its product F-box/WD repeat-containing protein 4. The transcript has 7 exons. The record is from RefSeq and is a predicted model, not a curated record. Bases 396 to 1634 code for a protein of 412 amino acids. Gene Ontology annotation, cellular component: SCF ubiquitin ligase complex. NCBI's taxonomy places the organism in Eukaryota, Metazoa, Arthropoda, Insecta, Coleoptera, Cerambycidae. Gene Ontology annotation, molecular function: protein binding. Gene Ontology annotation, biological process: SCF-dependent proteasomal ubiquitin-dependent protein catabolic process.